This is a messenger RNA of Chaetura pelagica (chimney swift), 1020 nucleotides long. RefSeq names its product coiled-coil domain containing 68 (gene CCDC68). Lineage: Eukaryota; Metazoa; Chordata; Aves; Apodiformes; Apodidae. The record is from RefSeq and is a predicted model, not a curated record. The coding region runs from base 1 to 1020 and encodes 339 amino acids. Gene Ontology annotation, cellular component: intracellular anatomical structure. The transcript is spliced from 10 exons. Gene Ontology annotation, biological process: intracellular signal transduction.
AUGACCACCCUGCUGCUCACAGAGCAGCUCACACGAGAAGACCAUGGCCCAGAGGGGACCUACACCCUCUAUGGAUCCUCCUGCUCCCAAAUCACUGAGGAAGCUGAAUACAUGAAAAAGCUUCCUGGAGGUUCAGGCCACGAAGCUGAGCCCAAGAGCAGCAGCUGGAGCUGCAGCCCAGUCGGGAGGAGGGUGAUGGAGACAGAGGAGCAGCUGCUGGUGGUGAGCAGGGACAACCAAGUGCUGAGGAUCAAGCUGGAAGCCACGAGAGAAGCAGGGGUUCAGGCCCUCAGAUCUGCCUCCCAGAAGCUGUAUGAGACUUACCAGAGUUGGGCAGAAGGCCUGAAGAAAAGCCACGAGAAGGAGAAGCAGCAGCUCCAGGCUUACAAACUCCAACAAGAAGAGAAGCUCCAGGAAAGCAUGGGGAGCACCAGCCACCUCAGCCAAGGGCUCCAGGAAAGAUCUGCCCACAUAGCAGAGCUGGAGAAGCGAGUGCAGAGGAUGGAGGAGGAAAAGAAAAGUCUGCUGGAGAAGAAGAUGUCAUUUGAAAAGAUGCUUCAGCAGAUGAUGGGGAGGAGUGAAGAUGGCAAGAGGUGCCUGGAUCUCCAGAGGCAGAUUUCCACCCUGCAGCAGCAGAUCUGCCACCUGCAGCUCCUGAUCCAGGGGCAGCACCAGGCCCUGCGUGGUGUCAUCCAGGAGGCAGAGGAACUGAAGAACCAGCUCAAAAGCCACGAUGAGAAAAUAGAAAACCUGACAGAGAAGCUGACCAUGCUGGAAGCUCAGGCAGAGGAACUGAAGAACCAGCUCAAAAGCCACGAUGAGAAAAUAGAAAACCUGACAGAGAAGCUGACCAUGCUGGAAGCUCAGAACAAAGAACUGAAAGAUCAAGUGGAGCUGUGGUCAGGCCAGCCCAAGCCAAAGGUUUCAAGAGCUGUCUGGACAGACACCCCAGGAGGUUCUGGAGCUUUUGGAGCACCCUCCUACCUGAUGCUCAGCAGGCUAAGGAAGCAAGAGAGCUAA